Molecule: messenger RNA, 3876 nt
Organism: Frankliniella occidentalis (western flower thrips)
Lineage: Eukaryota; Metazoa; Arthropoda; Insecta; Thysanoptera; Thripidae
Exons: 5
Coding region: 824-3694 (956 amino acids)
Source: RefSeq, a predicted model, not a curated record
UGUUAGUGAUUUCUUUCCCAUUUACAUUAACGGGAAUAUUGUCCAGGAAUUCCACAUCAUCUAAAAAGUCAAUUGAAAAUAAUGAGCUAAUUAUAAUUAGUGAAACAGUACUUUUGGCUGUGGUGCACCAAGAACAGAAAAGCUUUAUACUUACAACCAAAUUUUAUGACUUUGGCGUCGAAUUGAGCGUUUGGUUCCCUGGGUCCCGUCCAGUUUUCUGGGUAACCUACCCGAACUAUUGUGCCAAUUUUUCUUUUCCUGAUCUUGGCCUCUGCUUUUACGAUACCAGUUUUUUUCUCUUCAGUAUAAAAUACGAGGGCGAAUCUUUCACCUCUCGAUUUUUUUUCAUUUUCCUUGUUGCUGGACAUCUUUCCUUUCCUUUUCACUUGCACUUAUACACCCAAUUUGACGCUGACGGGUUGACGACCACGAACGAACUUCAACCGUUGCGCGCCUACCAGUCCCGAGGUGCCAUGCUACGAAGGUGUGACCAACAGCAGAGUGAUGUGAUCUAUGUGUGCUUUAAAAAUAAAAUAAAACAAUAAAACAGAACACGCGAUGCAAAAGAGGAAAGCGUUUUGAUGUCAAAGGAAAAUCUAUAGGAGAAACAUUUCAAGCUUCCCCACGAACAUGAAUAUAAAAGCGACAACAAGAGAAAACGUUGGUAACACUUUUGCUUUUGAAUUCAACCGAGGUUGUCAAGUUUAUGAUCACCACCGAAACUACUAUAUCUGUCUCUCUCACAUCUCCCACACACAUUGACACUCCUGCAUGGACAAUCUGAUCCCCUAAAAGACCAAGGUUGGAAAGGCCCCCUUAAGACAUGGAUGAUGAGAAUACUUCUUCAGAUGCAAGAUCUGAUGCUGCCACGGCUGAAUUUGAACAAAGAGAAUCGCAAUCAGAACACAAUGUUCCUAAUUCAGCAGAGAAACCCCCUGCUUCUUCAUUUUUUCAACCUGUCAGUGAUAGUUUCUGUGGCUUUCGUAGGGAGCCAAUACAACUUCAACCAGCUUUUGAGCCGUUUUACCAACUGACAGCCCCCACCUCAGUUCAAUUCCAACCUGCAUCAUCUGAAGUUUUCACUCAAGGUGGUGCUAUUGAGUUCUCUCAACCUUGUGCUGAACCGCUUACUCCACAAGUUCAACCUUCUCAUCAAGUAUUGGUUUCUCACGAGCCACAGUUAGUGCUACCUCAAACUCAGUCUCCGCUGCUGCUUAACCAAGAGUUUCCAUCAAGACUUUCUGAACAAAGUUUGGGAUUAUGUGGACAACAACAACAACAACCUACUUGUGCCACACAAAGUCAAGCAGAUUUGCACUUUGAUCUCAGUACGGGAUUGGAGUUUAACCCUGAUAUAACAGUAUCAAAUGAAGCAGUGCAAGAGAAUUGGGAAUUCCAGCCAGAGCAGGAGCUCAGUGAACUGAUCUCAUUAAUGACUGUAGGAGAUGAAGACCAUGAAUUUAAUCCGGAGGACUAUGACUACCAGGAAACUGUCCCUGAGAAUGGAAAUUCUCCUCUCUACAACGGAGCUCCAAUAACUUUUCAUGAGUCACUAAUUGCCAUCCUUACCUUCAGCUUGAGUUUUCAUCUGAGUGGUGCUUGCAUUAAAGCUCUCUUUGAUUUAAUAUUUUUACACCUGCCCAAGACUGCUGACAACAUCUUCAAGACUUCCUUAUCAGCCUUCAAAAAUUAUUUUUCAUACAUUCAAGGACCCAAAAUUUUCAAAUAUUAUUGUUCAAAGUGUUUUGUUGAGUUGCCUGCAAAGACCAAGUGUGCAACAUGUAAGAAUAGUAAAAUUUGUUACAUAGUAAAAUUAUCUAUGCAACAACAACUUCAAGCCAUGCUGAAAAGAACUGGAUUUUACAAUAUGCUUAAAUUCAAUUGUGAUCAUGUUCCUGGACAUUACAGUGAUGUAUAUGAUGGUGAACUCUAUCAAGACCUAAAAAGCAAAGGUGUCCUAGGACAAGAUGUUCUCACCCUGCAGUGGUACACUGAUGGAGCUGCCCUGUUUUCUUCAUCGAAGAUGAAUGUCUGGCCUUUGUACUUUUCAAUCAAUGAACUUCCCUACUCGAAACGAUUCAAGAAGGAGAACUUAUUAGUGCCACUUAUAUGGUGUGGCACUGUGAAACCGCCGAGUAACCUCUUGAUAUCGGAAGUACAUGAUGACUUACAAGAGCUUAAAGCAGGUGUGAAGUUUGAGGUGGCUGGUGAAGGAGAGAAGGACAUAAGAGCAGAAAUCUUAAACGGUACAGGUGACACACCGGCGAGAAGUCUUAUGUUAAACAUGACUCAAUUUAAUGGUGCCUGUUCUUGCCAAGUGUGCGAACAGGAUGGUGAACCAAGACCUGGCUGCCCUGGUGUCCGACUCUUUCCUUUUGAUGAAGAUAAAAUGGAAAUCCGUACGCUGGAAAAUAUGAGAAUGUAUGGCAACACUGGGACAGAGCUCCAUCCCACUAAAGGAGUUAAAGGUCCUUGUGCAUUAGACUCAGUGAUGUCCAAUUAUGUAGUUGGUACAGGAAUUGAUGUAAUGCAUCAACUUUUUGGAGGCGUAAACAAGAAGGUAUUGAAGAAUCUACUGUCAACAAAAGCACCAGCCAAAAAAUGGAGCAUUUCUCAGCAUCAAAAAGUCUUGGACGAAAGGUUGCUGAGUAUUAAGCCACCCAUGCAUGUUGUACGAUGUCCAAGAUCCUUAAAUGAUGUCAGUUACUGGAAAACAUCAGAAUUAAAGCUGUGGUUGAAUGACUACUCAUUGCCUGUGCUAAAUGGUGUUCUUCCUGAUAGCUAUUUAAAGCACCAUGGCUCCUUAGUUGCGGCAAGCCAUUUGCUGAACGCCAAUACUGUUACAUCACAGUCGCUUGAUAUUGCUGGCUCUCUCUUAAAGAAGUAUGUUUCACAAUAUUCAGAUUUUUAUGACCCCAAUCAGAUGACUAUGAAUGUGCAUCUGCUAUUGCACCUACCUCAAACUGUAGCUAAUCUAGGACCAGCUUGGGUGUCUUCCUGUUUUCCCCUUGAAAGCAUCAAUGGGGUCAUUUUAAAACUGGUCCAUGGUACUAGAUGGGCAGAGAAACAAAUUGCCACAUCUGUCCAGCUUGUCUUAAAUCUACCUGAAUUAGUAUCUGAACUCCCAGAUUCAAGUAGUAAGACAUUUUGCAAAAAUGUUAUGGACAGAAGGAAGCACAAAACUGCAGAAGUUCUUGAAGGAUCAGCAAUUAUUGGUAAAUGUGAAACAUUCCCUGAAGAAGAUAUACCUCUUGCUACAAGAAAAGUUUUACAGUCAAAUAAUAUUUUUUAUAAGAAGAUGCUGAAGUUUAAGUGCCUGAAAAGAGGAAGAUAUGUAUAUGUUGCUGCUUCAAGUAAUGUGUCAACCUGCCGUGACUCCACUGCUGCAAAAUACAAGUGCAAUAAUGAAUCUAAUAUUGGCUUUGUUCAAACUUUUCUGAGGUUGUAUGUAUGUGAAUGUGCUGACAAGUGUUCCUGUGCCAGCCAAAUUUUUGCCCUUAUCCAAAAAGCAAAAGUGGUCAUGCGGUUCAAAACACUUAUUCCAGAUGUAGAGGUUCCAAAUGUGUGCCAGUACAAAAGAACUAAAAUAUUUCACCUUGUGCCUCCAUCCGACCUGGAAGGAAGCUGCAUUGUCAUGAACAUCAAUCAAAAGUUGUAUAUCUCUGUGCCACUUAACGACAUGGAAGUCGAGUAGUCAGUUGACCAAGGUCCACUGAAAAAAGCACUCUACAGAUAGCUUCUUUUUUCAGUUAAAUGUUUUGUUAUAUUUAACCUUUCCAUGCCACAUAUUUUUGUUUUGUUUUUUACUAUGAUUGAUUAUAACCAGUGUUCCUGUAGUUAAAUGUUUUGUUAUAUUUAACCUUUCCAUGCCACAUA